Molecule: messenger RNA, 7729 nt
Organism: Mugil cephalus (flathead mullet)
Lineage: Eukaryota; Metazoa; Chordata; Actinopteri; Mugiliformes; Mugilidae
Product: histone deacetylase 4-like
Exons: 25
Coding region: 1324-4548 (1074 amino acids)
Biological process (GO): negative regulation of transcription by RNA polymerase II; chromatin organization
Cellular component (GO): histone deacetylase complex
Molecular function (GO): histone deacetylase activity
Source: RefSeq, a predicted model, not a curated record
GGAGUGCGCCCGAGGGGUUGUAAACAGAUUGUGAUUUGUUGCGGGGGGGGCAGACCAGGAGGUGAAGGAAGAGGAUGGAUUGCAGGGAGGUGUGGAACCUGCAGAGAGGAGAGUAACUCCUUCCAAAGAAUAGACUAAUCCUCGGUAUUACUGUAACUGUGGGUGGGACUCCCUCAUUCUUAACAAAUGUUCCACGUCAAACUUAGGAAAAUCCAAACGACUCCGCUCGCUUUUUUUCCCCCCGAAGACCCGAGAGGAAACUUUGAUUCACGUCGGCGCGUUCGUCAAGCUCCCGCCGAUCCCAGGUAAAGCCGCCGGUUGUUGCGCAACCCCUCCCGGAAGCUCCUCCGGCCUCCCGUCCGACACGGCACGUUUGCCUUUGUUUUGGUUGUGCGCAAGCGCCCCCAUUUCGCCCUCUAUCCGGCCACGCAUCGGCAAAACCGAGGUGCCCGUUUGACGUCAGCGCCCGCGUGCAGAGAUGCGCCGAGAUAACCGCAGGUUUAUCUUCGCGAGAACGGCACGGCCGGUUGAGUUCGCGGCGUUCGAAAAGGACGUCGUUUGGCGCGUCCGAUUUGGCAGGAGGAACCGAGAUUUAACGGCACUGAAAGGAAGAAAUCACCCGACGCUGAUCCCUAAUUUUCUUCCGCGGAGCGUCCCUGCGGGGGGAAAGUCCUCACUCUGAUUCACCUGAAACCAUUUUGCGGUUUUAUUUGUUUGGGAAAUGCAGGCAAAUUCCAGACCAGGAAUUUGAGCACACGGUAUUAAACCACAUACGAGGGAGACAAAGAGAGAGGGAUGGUUAUUGAGAGCAGAGGAGGGGCGAAGCCAGAGGAGACGAGCCUUGCGAAGUGGGAAGGAGGCAGCGGGGAUAUUUGAUGCACUACGAACUUAGCGUGGAGGGUUUUCCUUGGCCUUUGGAGCGAGAAAGAAGGUCGGGGCGGGGGAGAGAAGAGCAGAGAGGGUGAGGAAAGAGAGAGAGAGAGUGCUCUGUGUGUGACGCUGGUUCCUGGAAAAGCAGAGGGCUGCAGAAUAAACAGGCUGCAUGCCUGAGACUGCCCUGUGAUGUCACCACUGGGCAAAGGAGGGACGAGGGGAGGGGAAAGAAAGGAGCAAAGGGAGAGAGGGAGAGGGAGAGAGAGGGAGAGAGACGCCCAUCAGGUUAAAACCAGCAAGAGGAUGAACGCUGAGCCAAAAGUGACGGAGGUUGAGAAUGAGAAGAGAAGUCGGGCGAACAGGGACGGGAGCGCGCUGUCAUCCGCUGUAAAACACUAAAGGAAAAGGAGGAGGAGGCGCAUUGAUAAGGAGGAGAGGACAAGAGCACCGAUGGUGGACAUCAACUCGGCGCUGCCACUGCGUCUCCCUCCGGCCGCCAUCCCCAUGGACCUGCGCGUGGACCAUCACCACCACCACCACCAGCAGCAGCAGCAGCAGCAGGUGUCCUCGCUGUCCCCGCCCGCCCAGCAGUCGCCCGGCUCCCUCGGGGGCACGGGGCAGACCGGCGGGGCGGUUCCGGGGGCCACGGUCCGCGAGCAGCAGCUGCAGCAGGAGCUCCUGACCCUGAAGCAGAAGCAGCAGAUCCAGCGGCAGAUCCUCAUCGCCGAGUUCCAGCGGCAGCACGAGCAGCUCUCGCGCCAGCAUGAGGCCCAGCUCCAGGAGCACAUCAAGCAGCAGCAGGAGCUCCUGGCUCUGAAGCAUCAGCAGGAGCUGCUGGAGCACCAGAGGAAGAUGGAGAACCACCGUCUGGAGCAGGAGCUGGAGAAGCAGCAGAGGGAGCAGAAGCUGCAGCUGCUGAAGAACAAGGAGAGAGGCCAAGAGAGUGCUGUGGCCAGUACCGAGGUGAAGAUGCGUCUCCAGGAGUUCGUCCUGAACAAGAAGAAGGCCCUGGCCCAGCGGAGCCUCAACCAAGGCGGCGUCCCUAACGACGCUCCCUACUGGUACCGCAAAACCCAGCACAGCUCUCUGGACCAGAGCUCACCUCCGCAGACCGGCUUGUCCACUUACAACCACCCUGUGCUGGGCGUCUACAACCCCCGGGACGACUUCCCGCUGCGAAAGACCGCCUCGGAGCCCAACCUGAAGCUGCGCUCCCGGCUGAAGCAGAAGGUCAGCGAGCGGCGGAGCAGCCCGCUGCUUCGCCGCCGGGACAGUCCCAUCGCCACCGCCAAGAAGCGCUCUCUCGACAUGGCGGACUCGGCGUGCAGCAGCGCCCCCGGCUCGGGCCCCAGCUCCCCGAACAACAGCUCCCACAACAUCCCCAACGAGAACGGCAUCACCGUGCCGGUCUCCAACAACGCGGAGGCGUCCCUGGCCCAGAGGCUGUGCGGCGGCGCCGAGCGGGGCUCCGUCAACCAGCUGUCCCUCUACACUUCGCCAUCCCUGCCCAACAUCACCCUGGGGCUGCCCGCCACCGCCACGGCCACUGCUGCUUCCAAUGUGACGUCAGCCCAGCAGGAUGGAGGCCUGCAGCCGGCCCUGUCCCUCAGCCCCCCCUUCCUCUCCGGCGGACACCUGACGCCGUAUCUGGCCGAGGCCGGGGCGGGAACGGGCGGGCACGGCGCGCACAGCCCCCUGCUCCAACACAUGGUGCUCAUGGAGCAGAGUCCGGCCCAGAGCCCCCUGGUGACAGGCGUGGGCGGCCUGUCCAUGUCGUCGGCGGCGUCCAUGGCCAAGCUCCAGCGGCAGCACCGCCCCUUGGGGAGGACCCAGUCGGCGCCGCUGCCCCAGGGGAGCGCCGCCCAGGCCCACGCCCAGGCCCUGGCCCUGCAGCAGCUGGUGGUCCAGCAGCAGCAUCAGCAGUUCCUGGAGAAGCACAAGCAGCAGUUCCAGCAGCAGCAGCUCCACCUCAACAAGAUGAUGGCCAAGCCCGGCGAGUCACCUGUGGGCCGCCAGCACCAGAGCCACCCCGAGGAGACGGAGGAGGAGCUGAGGGAGCACCAGGACGGGGGCGCCCUGCCGCCGGGGGUCACCGUCAAGCAGGAGCCCCCCGACCCGCAGGAGCUGCAGGAGGAGGCGCUGCAGCAGCACAGGGAGAGGGAGCGGGAGCGGGAGAGGCAGGCGGAGCAGGAGCUGCUCUUCAGACAGCAGGCCUUGUUGCUGGAGCAGCAGCGGAUCCACCAGCUGAGGAACUACCAGGCCUCCAUGGAGGCGGCCGGCAUGUCCAUCUCCUUCCCGGGACACCGCCCCCUGUCCAGGGCCCAGUCGUCCCCGGCGUCCGCCUCCUCCUUCCCGAUCAGCGUCCCCGCGUCCGAUCCCCCCGUCAAGCCCCGCUUCACCACAGGCCUGGUGUACGACUCUCUAAUGCAGAAGCACCAGUGCAUGUGCGGGAACACCAACAGCCACCCGGAGCACGCCGGCCGGAUCCAGAGCAUCUGGUCUCGGCUGCAGGAGACCGGGCUCCGAGCGCAGUGCGAGUGCAUCCGCGGGAGGAAGGCCACGCUGGAGGAGCUGCAGACGGUUCACUCCGAAGCCCACGUCCUUCUGUACGGAACCAACCCCCUCAGACAGAAGCUCGAUUGUUCAAUCACUCCCAUGUUCGUGCGGCUACCGUGUGGAGGCGUCGGGGUGGACAGCGACACCAUCUGGAACGAGGUCCACUCGUCGAGCGCGGCGCGACUCGCCGUCGGCUCCGUGGUGGAGCUCGUUUUCAAGGUGGCCACCGGAGAGCUGAAGAACGGUUUCGCCGUGGUCCGCCCCCCCGGACACCACGCUGAGGAAAGCACUCCCAUGGGUUUCUGCUACUUCAACUCCGUGGCCAUCGCGGCCAAACUGCUGCAACAGAGACUCAGCGUCAACAAGAUCCUCAUCGUGGACUGGGACGUCCACCACGGCAACGGCACCCAGCAAGCGUUCUACGACGACCCCAACGUCCUCUACCUGUCCAUUCAUCGCUACGACGACGGCAACUUCUUCCCUGGGAGCGGAGCACCUGACGAGGUUGGCAGUGGUCCUGGAGUCGGGUUCAACGUCAAUGUUGCCUUCACUGGAGGCCUCGACCCACCCAUGGGAGAUGCAGAGUACCUGGCUGCCUUCAGGUCGGUUGUGAUGCCCAUAGCCAACGAGUUUGCUCCGGACAUCGUGCUGGUCUCCUCUGGCUUCGACGCAGUGGAGGGUCACCCACCACCGCUGGGCGGCUACACCCUGACGUCCAAAUGUUUUGGCUAUCUGACCAGACAGCUGAUGACCCUGGCCGGAGGCCGGGUGGUCCUGGCUCUGGAGGGAGGCCACGACCUCACCGCCAUCUGUGACGCCUCCGAGGCCUGCGUGGCCGCCCUGCUCGGCCAGGAGCUGGAUCCGCUGCCGAAGGCCGUGCUGGAGCAGAGGCCCAACCCCAACGCCGUUCGCUCUCUGGAGAAGGUUCUGGAGACUCACAGUAAAUACUGGCGCUCGGUGCACCGCUACUCGUCGCGGCUGGGGCUGUCCCUGCUGGAGGCCAAGCGGGGAGACUCGGAGGAGGCCGAGGCCGUCAGCGCCAUGGCCUCCCUGUCCGUGGCCAACGCCAUGGAUCAAAGGCCGGAGGAGGAGCCGAUGGAAGAGGAGGAGCCACUGUAACGGAGGGAAACACGAGGGUGUCACACUGUUACCAUUGACCUCUCCGGAGAACACCUCCUUGAGCGGCAAAGAGUCUCGGCUGAUCCCUUCAUUUAGUCCCCCCCUUAACCCCACUCACCACGUCAGUCGGGGAAAAUGGAAAAAAAACAAGGGAGAGGGGGGGGGGGUGGGCUCAGCCUCGGAGUAGGGAGCCAAUCAGACGACAGAGGACUGAACCGGGGGUGGGUGGGGGGACAUAAACAUAACGGCGUUGCUUGGCGGCGCUCGCUCAGAGACAUUCAUUUUUUUUCUGCCGGUCUUCGCGCCCUCGGCCCACGGCGGCCAACCGAGGGGGGGUCACGGCAGCAGGGCGAGUUCGUCGGGAGCGGAGGCGCGAUGAGGCCUCGCCGCAGGAAGGUGCGAUUACACUCCCACGAGGAAACAUAAAGGUGCUUCACGCAGCUGCCCUCUGACCACACACGGUACGGACACCAGGGACAGUGGACGUCCCUAGCUGUCGACGAGCAGCUCUGGGAUCUUCUUUCUCUUUUCUUAACUGUUUCCUCCCCCCCCUUGAAGAAAAACACAGGGCGGGGGCAUCGCAGCAACAUUUUACACGAUGCGUUCACUGUGGACUUUGGUCAGGCCGAAACCUUGAGUAGGCCUUUACAAAGAUUUGACGGUGAGACUGUCGCCUCGCCGGAACCAGCCUGACGUCGGAGGGUUGACGAGUGUGAGGAGUGCCUUGGUGAGGGUCCGCUGGAUUCCAGGAUUGUUCAGGAAAAGAUUGCCUUAAGUUUAAAGAGUUUUCUCGCUGAGGAAUCGGAAGGGAGGGACACGGAGAGCGUCGAAUCUUUUCGGAAAACAAAGCAAACAAUCUUUCAGCAUGUUUACUCGGAGCGUGAUGCAGACGACGCUCACGUCUCUCGCGGCCUCUCUUGAAGAGUUACUUUACUUUUUGGAUGGAUCUAUUUUUCUGUAAAAACAAAAAGGAAAAAAAAAAAAGAAGAAGAAAUCCGCUUUGUUAAGGUAGUCGCCGGCUAUAGUAGAAAAAAAAAAAAAGGUGCGAACCCAAAACGGGGAAUUGGAUCGGAAACGAGCCUUUCAUGUAGCUUCCCUUUAAACGGAGUCGUCGCUUUGUGAAACACAUCACGCAUGAAUUCGAGCGGCGAGACGAUUUCUUUUUUAUUUUUUGGCGAGAUUCUUUUUUUUUUUUUUUUUUUUUUUGAAUGUUACCCAAAAGAGAAGUGAGAAAAGCCAAAGCAUGAGUUUGCAUAUAUACGGUUAGUACUUUCGCUCCACUUAGCUGGCGGGGCCGACGAAACAUUUCUCUCCGAUGUUUACUAAUUUAAUCCUUCGCGUUUAAUCAGGUGAGCGCUUCUCGACGCGUGCGGACCCCCGUGAUUUCUGCCGGGUUUUUUGGCGGCUACCUUGGUCACUAGCGCGAGCUAAGCCGUGUACAUAUAUAUUUUGAGUGGCGAUCCCGCGUCGCCCGUUUUGUGUAUGAUUUCCGCAUCGAGUUGUCGAUUUAUCAAUGGGAAGAAAAACAACAAAAAAAAAUGUGUUCGGUAAGCGUGUCCACUUUUUGUUUUAUAAGAUUAUUUUUCUAACUUUUUUCAUCCAUAGAUUUUUUUCUGUGUUUUUAUCCGUUUUCUGGAUAGUUAUAGGGCUGCCAUUCACUUAGUACUAUUGUCAUUUCUUGUUCAAGACUUCUUUUCUUUCUUGUACUUAUCAAAAAUAAGGAACACUUCCUUCCUUUCUUUCUUUCUUUCUUUCUUUAUACGGCUCCCGAAGCCUCUGCAUUUUCAUCAAUUAUGUAUUUAUAACAUGUACUGUUUAUAGAAGAUUUGUAUAUGGAAAAAUUUAUAAAUGUACUCUAACUAAUGACAGCUAUGAUAUUGUGAGCAAAAAAAAAGAAGAAGAAGAAGAAACAGUAUGGCGUACGACACUACUCCACGGACUUUAAAAAAGAGCAGCGUAUUUAACUCGUCGUCGACCGCACUGUUUUCAAGUUGCCCUCGAGUGAAGCGUUACAUGGCACUGCAAUUGACUUUUUUUUUUUUUUUUUUUUUUUUCGUAUCUUAACAGAGUCUGAUCACUUUGUUGCCUAAUUGAUUACAUUUCCGUGCAUGGGGUGUGGAUAUGCACUUACCUUUCGACUGUGACGACAUCAUCCGUAAAGAGGUUUUAGAGGCCGUUCUAUGUAGCUAGCCUUUUUUUUUUUUUUUUAAGAGCGGGAAAAGAGAAUACGGGGACGAAUCGCGGCUAAUAAUCCGAGCAUGUGUUGCCCCGUCACGUUUUCCCCCUUCUUUUCUUUUCCCGCUCAAAUUCCACCGAUCAGUUAACCCGUCUGUCGACUGCUUUUUUUUUUCUUUAUUAUUUAAAUAUCAUUUUAUAAACUCGUAACAUUCAUUUUUCAUGUCUUAAAACAACAUUCCACUUGUUUAAUUUGGCUUUUUUUUUUGUUUUUUAUUUAUUGUGUUUUUUUUUUUUUUAAAGGUGAUACUACUCUUUCUUUUUAGCCGUCUGCUCGCGCCAACUUUAACUCUUUGCAUGGUUUGUGAGUCAGCAUGCCUGCUUGUCUAUGUAACAGAAAAAAAAAAUGUAUUUGCACAACAGAAGAAGAACACUGGAGGACUUCGAGAUGACGCCUCCCAAAGGGCGACUCCUGAGAAUCGGGAGGAGGAAGGAGGAUUCGUCCUCUCCGGUGGACAAACAACUCUAAAGACUUUGUCCAGUUGACUCCGCCGGGGGAGGGGGGACUUUGAUAUUGUUCUUAUUGAAUUUCCAAUAAGUGAUUUUAACACGAUUCAGCACUUAACGACAUGUUACGGACUUUGAGAGAAGCGCGCUCCGACAAACCUCUGCUACAUUCACACCUUAACGAGACUUUCCCAAAGAAUGUUAGAUAUCGGUUUGGAGGAAAGACAUCAACAACAACAACAACAACAACAACAAAAAAAAGGGCAUCGUCGUUUGAUUGUCACACCCACCUCGGCCAGUUCUAUAUAUAUAUAACCACUGUGGCUCAAGAGCAAUUCUUGGUUUACAUGUAAAUGGAUUUAAAAAAAGAAAAAAGAAAAAAAAGUUAUUUUUUGUUUGUUGUUCGUCUCUAUUGAUGAAAAAUGUUAUCUUUCUUUGGGACCUACGCUUUGGACAUUUCAUCUCUGACAUCAUCUAUAAAAUAUAUUUCUGAAAAAUA